Molecule: messenger RNA, 794 nt
Organism: Rhipicephalus microplus (southern cattle tick)
Lineage: Eukaryota; Metazoa; Arthropoda; Arachnida; Ixodida; Ixodidae
Product: mitochondrial ribosomal protein S7
Biological process (GO): translation
Source: RefSeq, a predicted model, not a curated record
CGAUGCAUUGCUGUUCCUUUGAAAAAAAAAAUGGCCGCUUCCGCAUGUGAGAGCAUGAUACGCUCUGGCAGUGUCGUUGCUCGCAAGUUAUGCCCCGUCUUCGCAACCCAAGUGCGAACUUCCGUUUAUGAUAAGAAUCACGUAGAGCCAUUCGUCGACAAGAAGAAACUGCAAGAACUGGAGACGUCAGGGGAAGUGGAAGACUACAAGUUCGUGCCUGUUAAGGCUGCGCCGAGCCAUGUGUCGACCUCUCUAUUUUACGACGCCACCCUGGACAAGUUCAUAAAUAUGUUGAUGCGCAAAGGUGACAAGGCACUCGCGAGGGAGAACAUUGAACUUGGACUGUUCAACGUGAAGCGUAUACAACUUACGAAGUACAACAGGGCCACUGACGAAGAGACGAAAAGGAAGGUCGAAUGCAACCCUGUGACUAUCCUGCACAAGGCACUUGAAAACUGCCGCCCGGUAUUGGAACUGAGCCCGAUCAAGCGAGGUGGCAUCACCUAUCAGGUACCUGUGCCCAUGACAGAAAACAGGGCUCGUUUUCUUUCCAUGAAAUGGAUGAUCGAUGCUGUCAACGACAAGGACCCCAAAGUUGCGUUCUGUGAUCAGCUCGCCAAAGAGUUGCUGGACGCGUACAACAACCAGGGAAGAGUCGUCAAAAAGAAGCACGAGCUACACAAGCAGUGUGAAGCCAACAAGGCUUAUGCUCAUUACAGAUGGUCGUAGACUUUCUCCAAGCCAUCAGCAUCCGCGCGUAGUUGUACAGAAAAUAAAUAAGUUUCGCUAUCCCA